ACUGCAAAACGAUGUUAACAUUUUUAGUGGUUAUAAGUCAUUUUCCAUCCUCCGAUGCAAAUGGAUACCCCACCGGGCCACCGAUGUCAUUUUAUUUCCUUCCAUUCCUCGAGUCUCUUCCAUUCCAAUCACUCUUCAUCUUCUCUCUCGUAUCAUAAGCACUCCGGCAAUUCAAACAGUAAUAUUAGCUUCGACGUCCUCAUUUAGUAAUUCUGUAUCGCCUUCGUCGGUCGGAAUGUGAUUUUUCCCGGGUACAGGGAGAAAAAAAAGUUAAAGCGACAUGGAAAGAGAUUCAUUGGCGGACGAUGAGGAAGACCGCCGGAACCUGAUCGCACAAGACGAAGACGUCAAGCACCUCCCUUCCCCCACUCGCUCGGCCUUCCGCAUUGACGAACUCCACUCGUCAAUACGCCGCCGUUUUCGCCUCCACUUCAAUAAGAGGUACCUACUCGUCAUCCUCCUUCCUCUUCCCAUCCUCAUCCUCUACUUCUCCACCGACGUCCGCAACCUUUUCCCUUCUGACAGCAGAUUCGAUCACUUGCGCGAAUCCGAAUUGCGCGCUCUUUAUUUGUUGAGGCAACAGCAAUUAGGGCUUUUCAGUUUAUUGAACAACUCUCAUUUGGGAACCGAGAACCUUUCAUUGGUACCCUCGACCGCAUUGCUCGAAGAUCUUAAAUCCAACGUUCUCAAGCAGAUUUCCUUGAAUAAAGAGAUUCAGCAGGUACUCUUGUCGUCCCACCGGUACGGGAACUUGUCCGAGUUCCAAUCAGAUUUUCAAGAUCCUAAUUUCGGGGGUGGUUAUGGUUUUGGUAGGUGUAGGGAGGUGGACCAGAAGACGAAUGAACGAAGAACCAUCGAGUGGAAGCCGAAAUCAAAUAAGUACUUGUUCGCGAUUUGCAUGUCCGGGCAGAUGUCCAACCAUUUGAUCUGCUUGGAGAAGCAUAUGUUCUUUGCAGCUCUACUCAACCGGGUUUUGGUCAUUCCGAGCUCCAGAGUAGAUUACCAGUAUCAUAGGGUGUUGGAUAUUGGACAUAUUAACGAAUGCUUUGGAAGAAAGGUUGUUGUUUCGUUUGAAGAGUUCUCUGAGGCUAAGAAGACUCACAUGCACCUAGAUAGGUUUAUAUGUUAUUUUUCACUUCCUCAGCCUUGCUAUGUGGAUGAGGAGCGUAUCAAGAGGCUGAAAUCGUUGGGAAUUUCGAUGGGGAAGCCUGAGCCUGCUUGGGUCGAGGAUAUUAAGAAGCCAAACAAGAGGACUGCUCAAGAGGUUCAGUCCAAGUUCUCCUCAGACGACAAUGUUAUUGCAAUUGGAGACAUUUUCUUUGCGGAUGUGGAGCACGAUUGGGUGAUGCAGCCAGGUGGCCCCCUUGCUCAUAAAUGCAAGACGCCCAUCGAACCGAGUCGUCUUAUUAUGCUUACCGCCCAGCGUUUCAUUCAGACAUUCUUGGGAAAGAAUUUCGUAGCACUUCACUUCCGGAGACACGGCUUCUUGAAGUUCUGCAAUGCUAAAGGGCCUAGUUGCUUUUUCCCCAUUCCUCAAGCUGCAGACUGCAUCACUCGAGUAGUUGAAAAAUCCAGUGCAUCAGUUGUAUAUCUUUCAACCGAUGCAGCAGAAAGUGAAACUAGUUUGCUGCAGUCACUUGUUGUGCUAAAGGGGAAGCCUGUACCGCUUGUUAAAAGGCCUCCUCGUAAUUCAGCUGAAAAAUGGGAUGCUUUGUUAUACAGACAUGGCCUUGAGGGUGACUCUCAGGUGGAAGCUAUGCUUGAUAAGACAAUAUGCGCCAUGUCGAGUGCGUUCAUUGGAGCCCCUGGAUCCACUUUCACAGAGGACAUUUUGCGACUCAGGAAGGACUGGGGUUCAGCAUCUACGUGUGAUGAGUACCUCUGCCAAGGCGAAGUCCCAAACUUCAUUGCAGGCAUGGAAUGAAAGAAGACAAGACACACAAAACUGUCAUGUUCUAUGACGUGAGAGGCCAUUUCUGUAGGCAGGCACCUGUGUCUCAUGGUUUACCCCAAAGUUUGUUAAUGUAUUCAUUCUAGUGUAUGAUAAUAUCAUUUUUUUUUUUUUUUGGCUAUUUUUUGAUGACGUGUUAACCUCGGUCUGAAUAUAUAACUCAUCAGUGCGUGCCACUGCCAAAUGGUGCUUGUAAAUCAAUCUACCCUUCUCUGUACGUCCGUGUUCUAAUAAAUUAGCACUUUAUUAAUUCCUAUGUAAUUAAAGAACUAGAAGAUUAAAUGAUA
This is a messenger RNA of Juglans microcarpa x Juglans regia, 2238 nucleotides long. RefSeq names its product O-fucosyltransferase 36-like. The record is from RefSeq and is a predicted model, not a curated record. Gene Ontology annotation, biological process: protein O-linked glycosylation via fucose. Gene Ontology annotation, molecular function: peptide-O-fucosyltransferase activity. Lineage: Eukaryota; Viridiplantae; Streptophyta; Magnoliopsida; Fagales; Juglandaceae. Bases 281 to 1924 code for a protein of 547 amino acids. The transcript has 3 exons.